This is a messenger RNA of Salvia hispanica, 1220 nucleotides long. NCBI's taxonomy places the organism in Eukaryota, Viridiplantae, Streptophyta, Magnoliopsida, Lamiales, Lamiaceae. The record is from RefSeq and is a predicted model, not a curated record.
AUCGUUUUCAGGGUUCCCUUAUCUUUUUCCAUUUAUGCAAAGUGGUGUAUGCUAAGUCCAGCCCGUGCACACUAUUUUACAUCCUAAUUUCACACUUUGAAAUUCAAAUAUAAAUAACAUGUGACAAUGUGAUCUUCAUUCCAUUGCUAGGAGUUCAGUUUCAAUCACUCGGACACAUUUUCUCGUGCAUUGAUUCGUUAUAAAAUCGAAACGAGCUAUGAGCUUCAAUAGCGCUGCUGGGGGUGGCCAAUCAUCUCGGACAACGUAUGAGUUUGGAAGGACUCAUGUCAUCAGGCCAAAAGGGAGGCAUCAAGCAACAAUAAUUUGGCUACAUGAUCUUGGUGAUAAAGGGUCGAGCUGGACUCAGCAAUUGGAAAGCCUUCCUCUUCCGAAUGUAAAGUGGAUAUGCCCAACUGCUCCUACUCGUCCAGUUUCUUUAUUUGGGGGAUUUCCUUGCACGGCUUGGUUCGAUGCACAUGAUCUUUCAGAGGAUGCACCCGACGAUUUACAAGGAUUGGAUGCAUCAGCAGCACAUGUUGCUAAUCUCCUAUCAACAGAGCCUGCCAACAUCAAACUUGGUAUUGGUGGCUUUAGUAUGGGUGCUGCAACUGCUCUUUACUCCGCCACAUGCCACAUUUUUGGUCAAUACUCAAAUAGAAACCCGUACUUAGUUAACUUGAGCUGUGUUAUCGGCCUCAGCGGCUGGCUUCCAUGUUCCAGCUAUUUGUUUUCUAGGAUGUUAAGGAACCGAAUCGAAAGGUCUAAUGAGACUGUAAGUCGUGCAGCAUCAUUGCCCAUUUUGCUUUGUCAUGGAUCUGGGGAUGACGUUGUGGCUUAUAAACACGGAGAAAACUCUGCGCGUACAUUAAGUUCAGCUGGAUUCCAGAACCUAAUGUUUAGAUCAUAUGGAGGGCUCGGGCAUUACACCACCCAGGAAGAGAUGGAAGAAGUUUGUCGCUGGUUAGCUGCACGAUUGGGGCUUCAGGGAUCGUAAACUGAGAAAUCCGUGAGGCGGUUUGGGGGUAUACGUGAGAAGAAAUCAAAAUAAAACAUUAAUAGUUAUGACAGGUUGAAGAAGUAUUAUGAAUAGGAUAGAAUACUGUGUAAAAUAACAGUGUGUUUUCCUUUGUAUUCCUGGUGGUGCAUUGUGACUUUAAUGUUUGAGAUAAAACUUUUGCUCAUUCCCAUCUAAAAGUAUUUAUAUUUUUGCUUUUUCUGUA